UUCCAGCUCCCAAGAUGGCAGCGCUCUGUCUGUUUCCUGGGGACGGGAAUGGAGGGGAGUGAAGCCUGAGGGAGCGGGUCGGGGCCGCGAGCCGCGCCGCGGGGAGGGGGAUGAGGUGACGGGCGCCAUGGCGAGCGACGGCGGCAGGAAGCAGUUCUGGAAGCGGAGCGGCGCGAAGGUGCCGGGCAGUAUCCAACACGUGUAUGGAGCUCAACAUCCACCUUUUGAUCCAUUAUUGCAUGGAACCUUGAUAAAACCAGGUUCAAAGCCACCCACAACUCCAGUGAAACUAAAGAAAGUCAGCACCUUCCAAGAAUUUGAAAGUAACACAAGUGAUGCUUGGGAUCUUGGAGAUGAUGAUGAUGAGCUCUUGGCAAUAGCGGCUGAAAACCUAAAUACGGAAGUGGUCAUGGAAACAGCUCACAAAGUAAUUCAGAAUCACAGCAAGUUACAAGAACAGCAUAAAUUUCAGGAAGAACAUCUACAGGAAGAAAAACAAGUAGAAUUUGCAGAGCUGACUUCAGUUGCCUCUGGUGAUAACAGGCUUGUUAAAUCAGUCAGCGAAGGUCAUACACCGAGUUCAUCAGAUAAUGCGAAUGAAAGUUCUUCCAUGCAGAGGUCGCAGUCACUUCCACAAACUUCGUCACCUCCUUUGAGUGGAGUGGCAGACUCUAAUACCUCAGUUACUCCUGCAUUAACUGAAAGAGAAGCAUCUCGGUUAGACAAAUUUAGGCAGCUACUUGCUGGCCCCAAUACAAAUCUUGAAGAAUUACGGAAAUUGAGUUGGUCUGGCAUUCCCAAACGGAUUCGUCCAAUUGCAUGGAAGCUUCUUUCAGGCUAUCUUCCUGCAAAUGUGGACCGAAGAGAAAGCACUUUACAAAGAAAACGCAAGGAAUAUUUUGCAUUUGUUGAACAAUAUUAUGAUUCCAGAAAUGAUGAAAAUCACCAGGAUACCUAUAGACAGAUCCAUAUAGAUAUCCCACGCAUGAGUCCUGAAGUUUUAAGACUUCAGCCCAAAGUAACAGAGAUUUUUGAAAGAAUUUUGUUUAUCUGGGCAAUACGUCAUCCAGCCAGUGGAUAUGUUCAGGGCAUAAAUGAUCUUGUCACUCCUUUUUUUGUAGUCUUCAUUUGUGAAUAUAUAGAAGAAGAAGAAGUGGAAAAUUUUGAUGUUUCCAAUCUACCUGAAGAAGUGCUGCAGAACAUUGAAGCUGACAGUUACUGGUGCAUGAGCAAGUUACUUGAUGGCAUUCAGGAUAACUACACGUUUGCACAGCCAGGAAUUCAAAAGAAAGUGAAAAUGCUGGAAGAACUUGUUAGUCGGAUUGAUGAACAAGUUCACAGGCACUUGGAUCAGCAUGAGGUGAAAUACUUGCAGUUUGCUUUCCGUUGGAUGAAUAACUUGCUGAUGAGAGAAGUCCCUUUACGAUGUACCAUCAGGCUGUGGGACACAUACCAAUCUGAACCAGAGGGUUUUUCUCACUUCCACUUGUAUGUCUGUGCUGCCUUCCUUGUCAGGUGGAGGAAAGAGAUCCUGGAAGAGAAAGAUUUUCAAGAAUUGCUGAUAUUUUUACAGAAUUUGCCCACUGUACACUGGGGAAAUGAAGAAAUGAGUGUACUCCUGGCAGAGGCCUACAGACUGAAGUUUGCGUUUGCAGAUGCCCCCAAUCAUUACAAGAAAUGAAUAAAAAGAGACACAAAUCAUUAAGACCAACAUCUUCUGCAGUAUUAUGGCAUCUGUUGUUCUGAUUGUGCUUUCAGCUCAUUACUCUUUCAUUUGAAAUAAGAUGACCAUUAAAAUUCUGUUAGAAUUUGCAGAAUGAGAACAGAAUACCAAAGAAAUGGACAAAGCAGGAUAUCAAGAAUUGAAUGAACUUAAAAGUGAACUUUUUUGCUCCGCAUGAAAAAUGAGUUCAGAAGUCUAUAAUGAAGUUUUCCUUUUCUCUGGUUAUAAGAAUUGCAGUCAUUUAAAAUUGCAAUAGUUUAUGUCAAGCAAUUUUUGUAUAUACCUAAGACUUAAACCUAUUCAUGAAAUGAUUUUUUCAUUACUUCAGUGUCAUCUGCCAUGAUUUUAUCUGCUGGUUUUGGUCAGUAAAUAUUAUUUACUUUGAGUGGAAGAAAAAGAACCAUUUGAGGCAGCAAGGUCUGUGUUUUGACGUCUGGUUGUACCUCAGAAGACACUGAUAAUCAUACACCAUCUGUUGUUUUUCCAUGGAAUUAGGUGAGAAUACUUCAAUAAUAUACAAAUAUAGAGGGUUGUGAUAAAAUUUGGUGGCAUUUUCUGAACAUUACUUAGUCUUGCAGAGUAUUGUAGAAGCUUUUUAGCCAUACAAAGGAAUUACUUAAAGCCAAAGACUCAUCUGUAAGACUAAAAUAAAUCCCUCUCUGUAUAUUUUGAAUUGUUCAUAAAAUAUUGAAUGAAAUUGAAGACAUGGUUUUGUAAAAGUAAUUAAAGCUUUUCUUUCGAGGCCUUUCAGUUUCUCAGCAUGAAAGUUCACUUUUAAGAAAUGCAUUAAGAAGCCUGGUUUACAAAGCAAGAUAUAUUUUUAUCUCAGUUGUUGCCUUAUUCUCCAUUUCUAGGAUGUUAGCAAAGGAAAAUUAAUGUAUCCUUCCAAAGCUUAUUUGUUAAAUAAUUUAAUAACUUUUUUCCUGAUUAUUCAGAGGAAGUGAGAAGAUAGUUCCCAGUAACAGUAACAUUAUACUCUGAUCAGUCUUGUGUCGUUAGCAGAGUAAAAAUCCUCAUGACUUUAUAGAAUAAAAUUAAUGUUUCCUUAUGUAAUCAUGGGAUACUGGUUAAUUUUUUAAACUUAGAUAAUUUAAGUGCACUAUUUAUUUUUGAGAAAUCUUUUCAGAUAAGAAUUCUGAUGUUGCUCUAUUUGAUGUAAAUAACUGAUAUUAAUUUGUGCCUACCCUACAUAUACAGGUUAUUAAGGGUGACAUUUGCAAUAAGAGAUAUACUGGAAGCUCAAAAUUGUUAUUUCUCUGUUCAGUUCUCAAAUUGCACAAUGUUGCAUGAAAAGUGUAGUGCAGUUUUAAGUUUGAGAAAUAAAAGAUCUUCAGGAGGUCUUUUUCUUGUGACUUGUUAUUGGAAGAUUAUUUUCAAGUUCUUAAAAAUAAGUAGAUAUAUAUUUUGAGGAGAGCUUUCUAGAUGUGUUGGUUACAUUACUUGUUUAGGGGCCUUAGUUCUUGACACUGACUUUAUAGUAACUAGGUGUUUCAGGGUAAAUAGAAUAAAAUACAUUUUUACCAACAUGUGAUUAUGAGAUCUGUAUUUUAAAAUUAUAUUAAAUCUUUGGUAGAAGAGAGAAAAAAUUUCAUUCAAAAAAUUAAUUAAGAAGCAGGAGUGUUUGGUAAAUAGGAUGCAUUUCUAUUCUACUGGUGUCAGCUGGGGUUUUCAGUUCCAAUGGAUGCAAGUUCAGGCCUCCUGAUUGCUGCAUUUGUGCCUAAGGUGUGUAGUGGAUUUGUGUUUCUUAAAUGUCCAUGUACUGUUUUCUGCAACUUCAGUUUGUGGUCUAAUGUAUUGAAAUUUAUGUUUACAAAGAAUGUCAUAUUGUGCCUAACAGAAUAUCUACCAAUAAUGGAUUAAAGAAACCUGAAGUUUAUGACCAUUUGCUUUAAACUUAGCAUCUGCAAUCAUUUGUUAAUAGAAAUGCAUAUUAUUGAAAUGAGAGAAGACACACAGCAUUAAAUGUACAAUGUUGUAAGAGUUUUCUAUAGUUAACCUUUUUUCUAUUAAGAUGUUACUUAGGUAGUUACAUGUAACAUGGAAAGUUGACCCAAAGUUGUCUGCUGUGUCAGAUGCAUAACAAAUGUGUAACAUUUAUGGGACUUGAUAUAUAAAAUUUCUUUCCUCGGGUCCACAUCAGUUGUCUGCCACGUCUUCCAAAUUCAACAGGUACCUCUUACUUCCCUUGGAAGAAAGUAUUAGCAUUAGAGGUCACGUUAACUAUUGUGUCUGUGUCAGAAGUUGAAUAUUGUACUUGAGCACAUUGCUUUUUAAGGAUAGUGGGAAGUUUCCUGAUAUAGUAACAAUGCUUAACUAUGUAGAUAUAGACUUUUCUGGAAAAUAUGAUCUAUACAAAUAGGAAUAGUUUUCGGUAAGUAGAAGGCCAACAUUUAUGUAAAAUUUUAAAUUUUCAAUACUUUAAGAUUUACAUAAAAUAUUCCAUUUUAUUAAAAAAAUAAAAGACCUUACAUUUAGCAGUUCUACAUCUCAGGUAAAAUGUCACUCCAAACAAAAUAUUAGAUAGAAACUGAAAUAAUGUUAUCAUUAGUGCAUCCCAUGUCCUUUUUUCAAAAUUCAAGUUUCUGAAUACUAUAAAAUUCCUUUGUAAUAUGUAUUUUCUUAUGAAUGAGGCAUCUUGACACAUCACUAGUGAGACCAGGCAGUAAUUUCUUAGAUCUUAUGUGAAAUAUUGAAAUUGUCAUGUCUAAAAUGCGUGUUAAAGAAUUUCUGUAAUAAAAAUUUAAACAAGAAUGUACAUUAUAAAAAGAUUUAUUACUACAGUAUUUGAAAAAUGUAAAUAAACAAAUUAGUUAACUGUGUAAAUACAGUACAUAGAGUAGGAUAGAAAUGUAAAUUGAAAUCCUAUCUAAGUCUGUAAUAUGUUACAAGACGUUAGUUUCAUUUAUUAUUUUUUUUUUUUUUGGCUCAGUUCCUUAUGGAAAGGCCCAUUAGUUUGUUUUUAGCUUCAGAACUGAAGUUCCAUUGUCUGCUUCUGACAAAUAUUAACACUGAGGCACUGGUUAAACCUGUAAAACUGAUGAAAGAUGAGGAAAUAAAUGCAUAUUUAUGAAGUGCUA
This is a messenger RNA of Apus apus (common swift), 4800 nucleotides long. RefSeq names its product TBC1 domain family member 22A (gene TBC1D22A). The record is from RefSeq and is a predicted model, not a curated record. The coding region runs from base 128 to 1681 and encodes 517 amino acids. Gene Ontology annotation, biological process: activation of GTPase activity. Gene Ontology annotation, molecular function: GTPase activator activity. NCBI's taxonomy places the organism in Eukaryota, Metazoa, Chordata, Aves, Apodiformes, Apodidae. The transcript is spliced from 13 exons.